UUAGGUAAAGGUCCUUAACCAAACAUCCAUAAACAAGGAAGGGAUCAAGCUAGCUAGCUAGCUUGCUACAUAGUAUACACAAGGCCAUGUGACAAUGGCACUGGCUCUGGCAGUACCCAUGAGCAAAGCUAGUAGAGUGAGGACUCCACUCAAAAAUGUCACAGCAUUUGUGAAGAGGGUUAGAAGCAUACUAAAAAAGAAGGAGUCUACUCUGGGCAUAAGCAUAUCUGAAGUAUACCUUGGAGGGUCCCUAGGGCAAGAGACAAGUCUGCCUGCACACUUUGAUGUUGAUCUAUGCAUCUAUUCACCAAGUCUGCAUCCGAGCACGAAAGAGGUAUCUGAGGAACAGUACAAAUUCAUACUGGGCAGAACAAUCAAGUGCCUAAGGCACUCCAUUACUGACAUAAAGAACAUUGAGAGGUUGUACCACGGCUGGCGUUUCGAGACCUCUAACCUGAACAUUGAUUUACAACUCAGUCCUCAAUGGAAGAAACAAAACUUGGAGGAUUUGUACGACUACCUCAAAGGAAUGCAUCCAAAGAGGAGGAAUUUGUUUUGCUGUGGACUGUUCAAGUAUCAGACAAUGCUAGUAAAAUCACAACCACAACAAGUAAAAACACUUAUAAAAAGAUUCAAGGCAUGGAGAAACAGAACAUGGGACAAGCAGAAAAAUGGCUGCCCUAAAUCCUACCUACUGUCUAUGCUCGUACUGAUAUCCUACGAACAUGCACCUGCUGAGUUAGCACAGGCAGAAUCACUAGAAGAACUGGCAAAAUGGAUGACCAAGGAUAUCAAGAAGCUGGUCGAGAGUAUUGCUAUAAAUCAAGACCUAGACAUUCACGUCCCUGGGGAGAACCCUGCACUGUUAAAAAUGUGGUGCUAUUGUAACACCCAAAAGUGGGGUAAAACCAUUGUACCAAAUAUGGCACUCAUAUAUGGAGUUAUUACAGCACCAGAUUUUAGUGUUAUUAAAACACUCAUUUUGGAGUUGUAACAGCAGAAAAUGUGCUGUACUUGCACUUUCUUGGAGUUACUGCAACUCCAAACUGUGUGUAACUUUUACAACUACACCUACAAGGUGUUAUUAAAGCACUGGGGAUGGGUGCUGCUGUUACUACAGGUACAGUUGUCAUUGCUACUCUUCAUGCAAAGCAUAAAAUAUUGCAUGCAUGCUUAUUGCACUUCUCGAUAAGCUCAUGCACUUGACUUAAAUGACGUAACAUAAUUAUAGCAUGUGUAUAAUGAUAUGCAUCACGAUAGCAUACAAUAAAAGUAUGAAGAUAUGUAUACCUAUAACCUCAUAAAGUGUUUAAUAACUACGACCACAAUACACUUAGGCAGUUCGGGACCUUAAAAAUAUAAAAAUAAAAGGGUGCCAUGCAGACAUGCACGUGGGUACUAAAAUGUCAAAAACAUAGUACAAGAGUUUCAUAGAAUGAAUCUACUUCAUACACUUCUUUCUCUACGAUGACGAAGUAGUUCAUUGAUCCAGAUUCAAUAGCACUUUUUCUACCUUGAACGAACGUUGCAUGUCAUCCACCUGCAUGUAUAUAUUAUGAUGGGAUAAGGAUGGGGCUCACAAAAACAGUAGGCAGUGAUAUAAGUGAGUAGGAGACAAUUAUUCAAAUAAGCCGAAAGCCUAACACUUUAACAACUGUUGUCACCUCUUCCAAAUAUCCAGUGUGCAUGCAUUACUGUGUAUAAUUAUAUAUGUAUGAUGACAGGGUUAUUCUCGUUAUAAUAGGCAUAUACCCCCCCACACAGGAUGAAUUCAAGGGCAACAGAAGAAUCUGUUCUCAAGUAUCAAGUAUUUGUAACUGUUUAUGCAUUACAUACGUGGAGCAGCAGCUUGACAAAUAUCAUUUGUACUGCAUCCUUCUUCUUACAGUAUUAUCUUCAGAACUGAAUAAAAAAAAUGUAUGUUUGAAGA
Halichondria panicea is the source of this 1930-nucleotide messenger RNA. RefSeq lists its product as uncharacterized. Lineage: Eukaryota; Metazoa; Porifera; Demospongiae; Suberitida; Halichondriidae. The coding region runs from base 95 to 994 and encodes 299 amino acids. Gene Ontology annotation, cellular component: nucleoplasm; cytosol; membrane. The transcript has 7 exons. The record is from RefSeq and is a predicted model, not a curated record. Gene Ontology annotation, biological process: regulation of ribonuclease activity. Gene Ontology annotation, molecular function: double-stranded RNA binding; 2'-5'-oligoadenylate synthetase activity.